Molecule: messenger RNA, 617 nt
Organism: Ipomoea nil (Japanese morning glory)
Lineage: Eukaryota; Viridiplantae; Streptophyta; Magnoliopsida; Solanales; Convolvulaceae
Product: transcription repressor OFP8-like
Exons: 1
Coding region: 58-609 (183 amino acids)
Biological process (GO): negative regulation of DNA-templated transcription
Source: RefSeq, a predicted model, not a curated record
AUAUAAUUGCAUCUUCUCCCUCUCCAUUUGACCAUUUCUAUUACGACGACUAAUAUAAUGUCUUCAAAGCACAAAAAGAUUGGGAAAUUCAAGAAAAUAUUCACAAUAAUGAGCCACAAUGCAGACUGUGGCUGCGCAAAUCCAAACCCAACACAAGUCUCAGUGCCAAAACCGAUUUCCGAAGCCCACAAACCCGCCCCGCCGCCGCCGCCGCCGCCUAUCCGCCGCCCUUCUUCUUCCGCCUGCCAAUCCAAUUACGUUGACGAUGAGGAAGAGUACAGUUCCUCCACAGCUUCCGCCACCGUCGGUUCCACCUCAUCGCAUUUCUCCCGCAGCCUCAACGACGACGAUGACGAGGGCGGCAAGAUCGGGUCACACUUCCGCGGCUCUGUAGCCGUCGUGAAGGAGUCCGACGAUCCGUACCUGGAUUUCCGGCAGUCGAUGAUUCAGAUGAUGGCGGCGAGGGAUAUGUGGUCGGAGGAGGGCCUGGAAGAGCUCCUCAAGUGCUUCCUGCGGUUGAAUUCGCCGGUGCAUCACGAGAUCAUCAUUCAAGCCUUCACGGAGAUCAGGCACGGCGGCGCCGGCGGUAUUUCUAACCGGCGACGAUAAUCAAAAUC